Messenger RNA from Anopheles maculipalpis, 1642 nucleotides. RefSeq names its product 5-hydroxytryptamine receptor 1-like. Lineage: Eukaryota; Metazoa; Arthropoda; Insecta; Diptera; Culicidae. Gene Ontology annotation, molecular function: G protein-coupled amine receptor activity. The transcript has a single exon. The record is from RefSeq and is a predicted model, not a curated record. Gene Ontology annotation, biological process: adenylate cyclase-activating adrenergic receptor signaling pathway. Gene Ontology annotation, cellular component: membrane. Bases 17 to 1639 code for a protein of 540 amino acids.
UUGCUAGUGCAUUUGCAUGGAUGAGUUAAUCCUUUCCAUGCUAGUGGACGAUAUUGGUGAAGUACGACAACGACAACAGGUACGGAAAGCUCAGCAUCUGGAGGAUCUCUCGGCCGUAUUUCCUGCCACCAGCGUUACCGAACGAUCCGUUUCCUAUCGAGCUCCGUAUUCAACGCCCUCGACUAUCUUGGCCACGGUGGUGAGUGGUGGGACGAGCCUUGUGCCGGGCAGCAUUCCGACCCCGUUCGCAGUGUUGCUGGCGCACAACCAGACUACCGGUGACCAUGGCUUCGGCCAGGGUUUCACCGGCGGUGUUGCCGAUGCUGGCGAGGCUGGUGGUAGUGGGAGCGGUGAGUCGAUCGUUGGUCCGGCGGCAUCGAUCGGAAUCGGUGGUUCGCUUGGUGUGUCCGUUACCGGUGGUACGACGGUAGCCACGAUUGUGUCCUCGACGCUAGCGAACGCUACACUGUCCGAGCACGAGCUAGACCUAGACACGAUCCGCAAGGUGAUCAUUUGCAUCGUACUGUUAGCUGUGAUAUUUGGCACGAUCGUCGGCAACAUACUGGUGUGUGUGGCCGUGUGUCUGGUGCGGAAGCUGCGCCGGCCCUGCAACUAUCUGCUCGUGUCACUCGCCGUAUCGGACCUAUGCGUCGCCUGCCUGGUGAUGCCACCCGCCCUAAUGUACGAGGUGCUCGGUGAGUGGAACUUUGGGCGCGUGUUCUGUGAUAUCUGGGUGUCGUUCGAUGUGCUGUCCUGUACCGCUUCCAUCCUGAACCUGUGCGCCAUCUCCGUGGACCGGUACUGGGCGAUCACGAAACCGCUCGAGUACGGCGUAAAGCGAACGCCCCGUCGUAUGAUGCUCUGCGUCGGGCUGGUAUGGUUGGCGGCUGCCUGCAUUUCCCUGCCCCCCUUGCUGAUCCUCGGCAACAAGCACACGAUCGGGGACGGGCCCGAUCAGCGUCCAUUUUGUGCGGUGUGUGAAGACGUCGGGUAUCAGAUCUACGCCACGCUCGGUUCGUUCUACAUUCCGCUCGCCGUGAUGCUGUUCGUGUAUUAUCAAAUUUUUCGUGCAGCCCGCCGAAUAGUGAAGGAUGAGAAGCGCGCACAGACACGGCUGGAGAACAGUUUGGCUGUGGAUAAAGUAAGCACUACCACCAACACGACGACGACGACGGCCAUGAGUUUGAAGCCACCGGAUUCGAUCGGAUCGGCCAUCGCUGCCGGAACGGCACUGGGAGCGGGCGGUGGAUCACCGCACCAGAAGAAGCUUCGCUUUCAACUGGCCAAGGAGCGGAAGGCAUCGACCACGCUCGGCAUUAUCAUGUCGGCGUUUACGAUCUGCUGGCUGCCGUUUUUCAUCCUGGCACUGGUAAGACCACUUAUGGACGAUGACUAUCCAACGCUGUCGUCGUUCUUCCUGUGGCUCGGGUACGCCAACUCGCUGCUCAAUCCCAUCAUCUACGCCACGCUGAACCGCGACUUCCGGAAACCGUUCCAGGAGAUCCUGUACUUCCGCUGCUCGAACCUAAACAUCCUGAUGCGGGAGGACUUCUACCACAGCCAGUACGGUGAGCCCGGCUCGCAGCGGUUCGUGCUGGAAAACGAAGGGCAGCAUACGGCACGGGAAAGCUUUCUCUAACUC